ACAGCCAAAUUUACGACAUUCGUCGCGCAAUACCAGCUGGCAGCCCUAACCACUCAGCAGUCAGCAGUGACACAACGACAGGAGAACAGUGAAGACGUUAUUUUAAUAAAUACAACAUCGUUUAUACCAAAAGUUUCUCAAAUAUUACGAAGGAGCAACCCUAUGACGUCACAGCGCAUCAGCUAUGGAAAGUCAUUCAUUGAGUCGCGUGUCUGAUUCCGGUAAAGUUCGGCCGAGUAUAAUAUGCCAGCGCUCUGGCAGUCGUCUCAGCGCCCCAUGUACGUCAGAACAGUCUGGGUCGACGGCUUUCGGCACGCGAUACUUACACACGACGACCCCUGCUAUUUGAAGCUCAGCGCCAAACGGAGACCCCAUUCAUCAGCCAGCCACCAGAAGCUCACGACGAAAAUACGAAACAACCGAUUCAGCUACCGAGAGAACGACCUAGAGUCCUGCCUGAGUAGAUCACAUCUCGUUAUAGAAAAGCCAAUUAAUCGAGAAAUACAAGUGGAGAAACUUAACCUCACAGACGUAGGCCAAUCGGAGACGGAAUCAGAACCAUCGUCGCCGAAGACCGAGACAAAAUUAGAAAUGAGUUACAAACCGAAAACAAAUCGUAUGCCGGAUGUUAAAGAAAACACAGAACUGUCGGACAGAGUAAUCCAAUGGCUGGAUUUGGCCGGUAAAGUGGAUUUGCUGAAGCCGGAUGUGGAAAGGAUAGCCCAACCGAGGCACAGUUGGCCAGAGAUACAGCGUCGUAACUUAAUCAAGUCGAAAACGUCCGCGGAUUUGAGAGCGAAAGAGGUGAAGCCGGAUUGGAAAACAAAUACGCCUAUCGAUCGCAAUGAAAUUUAUGUUCCAACAUCGGCGAACACGAUCGAAACCUAUGCAAGACUGUCGCGGCACGCAAGGAGCGCUCCACGACAUGACACGAAAAAGGAUAACAAAAACAUGAAGCAGAUUGCGGAGACACGCCACAAGGUUGCGACCGAGAGAAAUGCAGUCCACAAACAGUACAACGAUAUGGUCAGUAUGAAGUUGAUACCAGAUGUGGGUAAAGUGAAAAAACAAGUUCAUAUUUUUAUGCCGGAAUCGUUGACUAAGGCCGCCUCUACUACGAGCAGUAGAACGCAGAGCUUGAUGUCACAGAAGUAAGACAUUAAGUUUAAUAAAAAAUACACCUUGGCAUAAGAUAAUUUUAACAGAUUAUUAAUACUUGUAUAGACUAUCACAGAUCAGAAUGAACAUUUACGAAAAUAAAGACAAAACAGAAUGAAGUCAUUCCUACUUAUAAUAAGUUUUGUAAAAUUUUCUUAUAAAUUAUUACGCAAAUAGAGUAUUUAGUUUUCGGACUAGCACGCAUAGCAAAUUUUUAACGUAAAAUUAACAAUUUUAAUUAAUUACUUAAUAGAAUAUCCUUAAAAUUAUUAAAUUUGCUAUAGUAAGAACUAUUUUUUAUUAAAACAGCCAAAUAAAUCAAUGUUUUAUUAUUAGUUAUCAAACCCAAUAAUGUCAUGCAAACAAAUUGAAUUUGCAUUUUUUUAUGAAAUUAAGGGACAAGACGAGCAGGACGUUCAUUUGCUUUAUUGCAACUACAACCCAUGUUACUGGAUAGAAGGUAAGAGAAAAGAAAGUAAGAGGUAGAAAUAAUUUUUAUAUUCUGUUGUCAUAAAUUAAUAUUAGAAUACAUUUAAUUCCUAGAAAAAGUUAUUGUGUAUAUA
Leptidea sinapis is the source of this 1721-nucleotide messenger RNA. RefSeq lists its product as uncharacterized. The coding region runs from base 244 to 1155 and encodes 303 amino acids. Lineage: Eukaryota; Metazoa; Arthropoda; Insecta; Lepidoptera; Pieridae. The transcript is spliced from 2 exons. The record is from RefSeq and is a predicted model, not a curated record.